Messenger RNA from Lucilia sericata (common green bottle fly), 1859 nucleotides. RefSeq names its product cytochrome P450 CYP12A2-like. The transcript has 5 exons. The coding region runs from base 134 to 1507 and encodes 457 amino acids. The record is from RefSeq and is a predicted model, not a curated record. Lineage: Eukaryota; Metazoa; Arthropoda; Insecta; Diptera; Calliphoridae. Gene Ontology annotation, molecular function: heme binding; oxidoreductase activity, acting on paired donors, with incorporation or reduction of molecular oxygen; monooxygenase activity.
UCGAGUAUUCAAAUACAAUAGAUAAGAACCUUAACACAUAUUCAUGCAAAUAAAUAAAAUUUAAUAUUUAAUAACAAUUUGCGAUUUAUAUUAAUUUAGUCACAAAGAAAUUUUGUUAUAAAGCAAAACAAAAAUGACGGGAAAUAUUUUAUUAAGGCACCAAAAUAAAUGGCAAAUUAUUGGAAAACCACUGCAAUGGCGCUUAAGGUCUACAGCGGUAAUUGGAACGACCACGGAAACAAAUUCUUUUAAACAAGAAUGGGAAAAUGCCAAGCCAUACAAAGAAAUUCCUUCACAUAAGAAAUUAUCCGAUAUGCUUAACUUUCUACCGGGUGGUAAAUAUUAUAAAAUGGAACCCACCAAACUAAUGCUAGCCCUUAAGAAAGAUAUGGGCAAUAUUAUGAGAUUCGAUGGUUAUUUCGGACGCAAAGAUGGUGUGAUUACUCACAAUGUAGAAGAUUUUAUAACAGUAUUUCGAAAUGAGGGAAUUUGGCCAAUAAGACCGGGUUCGGAUGCUUUACAUUACCAUAGAAGUGUACAUAGAGCAGAUUUCUUUGAAGGUACAGAGGGAAUUAUAUCGACACAAAAUGAGAAGUGGGCUAAUUUUAGAUCGACUGUUAAUCCAGUACUAAUGCAACCAAAGAAUGUUCGUUUAUAUAUGGAUAAAAUGUCACAGGUUAAUAAGGAAUUUGUCGAGAGAAUUCGAAAAAUGCGUGAUCCCCAAACUUUCGAAGUUCCCGCCAGUUUUGAAGAGGAAAUGAAUCGUUGGACUUUGGAAUCCGUUUCGGUUGUUGCUCUCGAUAAACAAUUGGGCUUAAUGAAUAAAAAUCGCUCAGAUCCCUUGGCCAAAGAACUAUUUAAGGCUAUUAAUGAAUUUUUUAUAUACGGCAUGGAAGUGGAGUAUGCUCCUCCCAUUUGGAAAUAUUAUAAAACUAAAUCAUUUAAAAAUCUAAUGAAAUGUUUAGAUACUAUAACGUUUACAACCAGUGCAUAUGUCAAUGAAGCCAUAAAGCGUUUAGAAGAAGAAAGUCAAAAAGGUGAACCAGAAAAGCCGGAACAUGAAAAGAGUGUUUUGGAAAAAUUAAUAAAAAUUGAUAAGAAAAUAGCUACAGUUAUGGCCAUGGAUAUGUUAAUGGCGGGUGUGGAUACGACUUCCUCUACUUUUACUGGUUUACUAUUGUGCUUGGCUAAAAAUCCCCUAAAACAAACCAAACUUAGAGAAGAAAUUAUGAACAUUUUACCUCAUAAAGAUUCGGAAUUUACGGAGGAAUCUUUAAGGAAUAUACCUUAUCUAAGGGCCUGUAUUAAGGAAUCUUUACGUUUGUAUCCAAUUGUUAUUGGAAAUUCAAGGGUUACGACCAACGAUGUGGUCUUAAGUGGCUAUCAGGUACCCAAGGGCACACAAAUCUCUAUGAUUUCUUGUGCCAUAGUAAACGAUGAUAAAUAUUUCCCACGUGCUAAAGAAUUUCUACCCGAAAGAUGGUUACGAGUAGAAGAGGAUAAAUAAAAUCAAAAUUCUAACGAGUGUCCUCAUGCUUUAAAGCCCAGCAGUCCAUUUGCUUCUUUGCCAUUCGGUUUUGGUCCACGUAGUUGUAUUGGUCGUCGUAUUGUUGAAAUGGAACUGGAAUUGGGUAUUGCCCGUGUUAUAAGAAAUUUCCAGGUGGAGUAUAAUUACCCUACAGAGAAUGCUUUCAAGAGUCUUUUGAUAAAUGUACCAGAUAUACCGUUGAAAUUUAAAUUUACCGAUGUAGAUAAGUAGUAGAUAAGAAUAAUUAUAAAUAUUUAUUUUUUAUGAUUAAAAAUUUAAAAUGUAUUUGUGAAUAAAUUUGUAAAUAGAAAAAAGCUAGAUUUUUAUAAUU